AUGCCCUCCCGCAGUGCAGGACGCCUGCAGGCCAGGCCGGAUGGCAACAUCUCGCGCCGAGGAAUCAUUGGCGACAUCUUGAAUGGACCGAACCCCACUCAGAGCGACACGACUCCAGGGCCGAUUCAAGCUGGUCCUAGUCCUACGACUGAGAAGGCCCAUCCAGUUCUUACAACAAAGCCGGUUGAAACAGUGCCAGAUCCAGCACCAGUGCCCUCUUCGACACCAUCUCCUACAUCACUACCAGUAACGACUGCUCAACCUCAGGAACAUCCUCAGGCACCAUCAUCAUCAUCAUCAACGUCACCUAUAAUCACAGCAAAGCCUGAGGAAGCUCAUCUCAGUAUUGGUGUGCCAACAGACCUAUUCCGUGAAACUACACCAAUACCUUCAACAACCAGCACCUCUAUCUCUCCUAACACUACAUUCCCGGCGGGCGAGCCAGCGCAGACUCCGAGUAUCGACUCUCAGGGUGACGAUGUAGCUGAUAGCCAAGCAGUCGGCGUUCUUGCCAUUGUCGCUCUUUUCUUGUUUCUCUGGCGUCGAAGACGCCAAAGACGCCAAUCAUUUGUCCAACUGCCUUAUAGUGCACAUCCCUACGAAAAGAAGCAUCCUUUACCACCCGUAAAUGAUGUUUCUGUCGACGCCGAAGCCGGCUACAAGUACUCCCACGAACAGCAUCACUAUCGUAAAUUCCAAGGUCAGCCCUCGCAGUUUGAUCGCGAAGCCACUACAGCGGCAUGGGCCCAACACAGUCCCCCACCCCCACAGCCUGAGAGCGAGACCGGCAUCAUUAAAAUCUUCCGCUGGCCUACCCUCUCAACACGGUCGACCAUGCCAUCGACAAUGCGAUCAACCAUUAGCAGUUCCCAUAAUGAGCAGUACAGCACACAGUCUGGCAAGCUCAAGCCGAGCUCCUCACGUGCUUCAAGGAGUACAAUCUCGACAAUGUUGCGCAAAUCUCGCCGUGACAUUGCGGAGAGAGCGGAGACGGCGAACGCCGCAAUAGAAGCAGCAGCGCUUGAGGAGAAGAUGAGAAUGAUGGACGCUGACUCGCCGCAGCCCAGUCCCAUCCCCAGCCCCGAUCCCCUUACUAGCUGGCCUGAGCCUUUAGUGCUGCCGCAAGAGAAGGUCCAGGCUACGGGGCUUCCACCGCCGGCGAUUCGCAGGAAGCCGGUUCAGAAGCAGAGGCAAAACCUUGCCAGGCAGAGUCUCGCCAAGCAGAGGCAGAGCGUUGCGAGCAUAGCAAGUUCGGGGGGCUUCCCACUUUUCGGUUCCUCCAAGUAUAGCGGACCGGCCACUACCGCCUUUACCAUCCACAGUAUACAAGCCGUAUAG
Messenger RNA from Verticillium alfalfae VaMs.102, 1338 nucleotides. RefSeq lists its product with no specific name. The transcript is spliced from 4 exons. The record is from RefSeq and is a predicted model, not a curated record. Lineage: Eukaryota; Fungi; Ascomycota; Sordariomycetes; Glomerellales; Plectosphaerellaceae. The coding region runs from base 1 to 1338 and encodes 445 amino acids.